Messenger RNA from Salpingoeca rosetta, 4459 nucleotides. RefSeq lists its product as uncharacterized. The coding region runs from base 224 to 4459 and encodes 1411 amino acids. The record is from RefSeq and is a predicted model, not a curated record. The transcript has 20 exons. Lineage: Eukaryota; Choanoflagellata; Craspedida; Salpingoecidae.
CAACCAAGCAAGCAAGCAGACGAAGCAGAAGCAGACAGCAGAAAACCCCAACGACAACAGCCAGCGGCUACUGUUUGUAUUUUGUGGUGUUGUGUGUGAGGUGCGAACUGGGGUGGCGAAUGCUGACAUGAUGACGGCCCAAACAACAAACACAAACGAUGCAAGUUGUCGAAGAUGAGCCACAAACACCACCACCGCCGCCAACAGGCAGCCAGCCACGACGAUGUUGUCACGUCGGAAGAAGUCGUUGCGACGGGUGAAGAAGCGACCCGUCUCGCACCAAUUCUUGCUGCGCCAGAGCCAGGUGGAAAUCCUGCUAGAGCAGUUUGGUGUGCAAGAUGAAGGCCAGCGCAACAGCCACGCUUCUGCCAUCAUUAAGCAGCAUGGUGAAGAUGGCCGCAUCUCCCACAAGAAGCUUGCAGUGGCUCUCCUGCAGAUUGGGGGCGCGUCAUCGGCGUGCCAACCGGAGGGGGCAGUCAGCGCUAACGAAGCGCACAGCAGCGACCAUCGCGGUGGUCUGAGCCACCAAGCACCGUCACACCACACAAUGCACCAUGACAACGAUGACGAUGACGAUGACGACGACGCAUCCCAAGUCAUGCGAAGGGCUGGGUCCGUCAAGAACCCCAACAUCAAGAUCCAAGAAUUGCGGCGGCUCCUGCAGCAGACGGGAACGGGUGGUGCAGGAUUGGUUGAUCUCGCAUCACACUUGGCACCAGACACAUCCCAGCAGCACCCGCACCAGCAGCACCAACAGCGUGUUGGGCAGAGUAGUGGCUGGAACAUGGAGGGUGGUGGCGAGGAUGAAUGGCGAGAUUACGAUGACGCAGACGCUGCACAGAGUCAUGGUGGGUACACACCAGGGCAGAUGGCCAACCCGAGCGUGAUUGGCGGCAGCAACCUCAACGAAUGGGACGAGCUCGCCCAGCCACCCCAGCGCAGCACCAGCACGCUGUCCACGGCGCUUGAUGGCAUGCAGGUGUUUAUGGCCGGCAACAGCUUUGACGACGACGAUGUGGACGGGGAGAGUGCAGCCGACACGCCGAGUCGCACGGAAUCGCUCAUUGCGCGCCUGAUGCAACAGGUGGACGAGUUGCGACAGGAGGUUGUUGGCCUGACGCAAACAAACAGGGGGCUGGAGACUACGCUGCAGCUCAAGGCCGCGGAACACAAGCAAGAGCUGAUUGCGCAACAGGAGGAGACACAAACGGAGUUGGAUGCAAUCGAGAAUGAAAUGCGGUUUUAUGAAUCACAGGCAGCUGCAACGAAGCAGCAGCUCACGCGCGUCGAGAAGUACUGGGGUGAUGCGAAGGCGGAGAACGAAGCGCUGCGAUCUGAGAUUUCAUCCAUUCAGCACGAGCUUGAGGUCGUGCGCAAGCACGCCGCCGCAGACUCGCUGCCAUCGCGCUAUGAGGACCUGCAGGCGGAGCACGAGCAAUUGCUGGCGGCAUACACCGACCUGUGCACGAAGACGCAGAAGGACAGCCAGACAGAGCAGCAAUUGCAGGACGCGGCAGAGAAGCAACAGCACAUCUUCGACCAGGAGCUACUGCACGCCCGGGAAGUGAUACGGAAGUUGGAGGCGGAGAACGAGCAGCUGAAAGCGGCAGCGGAGGAGGCUGCGGUGUAUCGCGAGUCCUACGAGGAACUCAAAUUCAGGGUGCUUGAUUCCCAAUCGCAGGCGGACGUGUUGAGUGCAACAUCACCACUGACCACGGCAAGCAGCCUCCACGAUCAGCUCAACCUUGCAACGGACUCGCGACCACUCGCUCGUGGAGAUGACACACAAUCGCCCACCAGCGACGAAGACUUUCGUCCGAUUUCCAGUCUUGCGGAGGAGAUUAUGCUUGCAGGCACGACAGCACAUGCCCCUGCCCAGCACACAGGCGGCGUGGAUGAGAACGAAGCAAGGCGGCUCAAGCAGAAGCUGCUGGAAUACGAAGAGUCUUUGGAAAAGGAACAGACAAGCGCUUCUUGCUUCCGAGACGAGGUUGAGACACUGCAGGCCAGACUCGCAAAGAAGCAGACACAACUGCAAGAGCGAAAGCGCCUUGUGGAUGAACAAGCCGCUGUCAUUGACAAACUCAAGCAGCCUCUCCUCGACAUGACAGCCGCACUGCAGCAAAUGCAGUCGAAAAAGCAAGAGAUUGGCCAAGAACUGCUGCAGACGCGCCAUCAGCUCCUGGCCGCACAGGCACAGGUUGGUGAGAUGGAAACAGCACUCAAGCGCUACAGGGCGGAGGGACCGAGGCCUCGAACGAGCAGCAGCAACGACGGCGACAGUCGGCGCAAUAGCGCCUCGUCUCAGUCCGGACGCGAGCGCCUGCAGACCAAACACAAAGAGCUCUCACGGCAAAUGGACCAAAUUGUCGUUGUCAUCUCGCAUUAUGUGCGUCGGCGGUCUGAGUUUGUUGCUGAGAUCUCAGACACACAUCCACAGCAGCUGCUGAGCAGUGGCGGUGACAGCGCCGGUGUCAACGCAGCGGAUCGUCUCGGUGUUGUGCAACGCAAGCUGCGCGAUCUGGACAGCAUCUACGAAGCGUGCUUGUUGGCGUUGAGGAAAAAGGAAGACACCUUGAAACGGUCGCUGUCAAAGCUGGAGAGAACUCUGAAGAAGAAAGAUGACGAGCUGUCGAAAGUGAAGAUGCUGCUGGCGUCUUCCGAGCGCCGAGUUGCGCGCUCAAAUGACCUGCUGCAAUCCUUCGCCUCCUCCCCUUCGUCCAACAAGUCCACAUCAGCGGACAUUCUCCGCUCCUCUGCAGACAUCAUUCACUCGUCUGCACACGGCGUCACGGGUACUACAACAGCCACUACCACAACACCACCGUCUUCGGCGCACAAACCCACGCCCGUACGCGCUGCCAAGGAUAACCGGCGCCGCAACUGCUCAUAUGUUCGCGCUGUCGACACUUCUGGCUCACCGCGUUCGCGAUCUGGUGACAAUGCAAACAACAAGACAUCAGCCGCCUCGCCACUGCAGAGAUCCACUCAAAGGCACACGCAGCAGCAGCAGCAGCAGCAGCAGCAGCAGCAGCGAGCAGGUGGAGACGGCAGUGGUGCCCGAAAACACGUGCUGUCGUCCAACGGGAGUGCCAGUCGAUUGCCAAUUGCAGUUGGUCAGGACCAGCAACACCAGCAAUCACACAUGCACGACCAGCACCAGCGCCCUUUUGCUGCUGCCGCCACCACAAGAAUCGGCACCAAUAACAACAGCAACAACAACGACACCAACAACAACAACAACCACAACAGCGGAAGCUACAGCAACGCCAACGCCAACAACUCGACCAGCAGCACCCCAGGUACCGCCGCUGCCACAACGGGCACAGCGGAGUCGAAGCGACGCAGCUACGAGCCCGCACAGCCGGCGCAGCGAAACCCACGCAGGUCUGAGCCUCAGUCUGUGGUCGCACAGCGUCUGUUCAGAGCCGUGUUUGAGACGCGGCAGCAGCACCAGCAGUUGCAGUCCCACAGCCGCACGUCAAGCGUCAGCUCCGUGUCGUCGCUGACGAUGAAGUGGCAGGACAAAUCAAUUGGCGGCAAGGACGGCGGUGUGGAUCACAUGCCUGCGACUGGUGGUGUUGAUGAUCACGCGGUUGCUACAAGGACAUCAGAUCAUGCCAAGCAGCCAGUCCACACGGCCACCGCGACCACAACACAUUCAACUGCUCCAUCAUCGCGUGGCAACAGCAGCGGUGGUGGCGGAAAGGGUGGUGGCAAAGCCCUGUCCACAUCCACAGACGACAGUGGCGGGCUUGGAUCCAUGCGGCGAAGGCGGCACAAGGGGAGCGUGCGCAUGAGUGCUCGGAGGCGCCAGGACCUGCGACGCGUAGCAAUGGGGCAGUCAGCCCUGGAUGAGGCUCGGAGGCUGGCAUCUGUGUCAUCCACAUCAUCAUCAUCAUCAUCAUCAUCAUCAUCAUCAUCAUCAUCGCUGGUGCCACUGCCCACAACAGCAGCAGCUACAGCGACAGCAACAACAGCUCAACGUGGAUCUGGCGCAUCGCGACAGACAGCUGCACAAGGAAAACUAGGCAGCGCCACUGGUGCGGGCGGCGGAGCAGCCGUGAGGGUGAUGGACGCUGCCAUGCGAGGUUCACGCGCGCAGAGCACAGCAAGCAGACGCAACACGGCAACAGGCGGCAAACUGAGGUCGGUUCCUGUCCGCAAGUCGAAUCCAAAGAACGGGCAGGACCGCGUCAGGCAGCAGCAGCAGCAGCAGCAGCAGCAGCAGCAGCAGCAGCAGCAGCAGCAGCAGCAACGGCAACAGCAGCAACGGCAACAGCAGCAUCGCUCGCAUGCCCCAAGCGAGCUGCCACCUGUGCCGCGCAAUUCGAAAACGCCUCCAACAAAACACCGCACGCAGGCAACAGCUACUGGGCCUUCUCCCACAGCAGCGACAAAAACGGCGGCCAGGCUACGAGUGAACAUUGCCGACGCACAGCACCGCACUGUCCUCUGA